Molecule: messenger RNA, 546 nt
Organism: Salvia miltiorrhiza (redroot sage)
Lineage: Eukaryota; Viridiplantae; Streptophyta; Magnoliopsida; Lamiales; Lamiaceae
Exons: 2
Coding region: 1-546 (181 amino acids)
Source: RefSeq, a predicted model, not a curated record
AUGUCAAAGGAGUUUGAGAUGACCAACAUUGGGCUGAUGGCGUACUAUCUCGGUGUGGAAGUCAAGCAACUCGAAGAUGAGAUCUUCAUCACACAAGAAGGUUACGCCAAGGAAAUUCUCAAGAAGUUCAAGAUGGAGGACUGCAAGGCAAUCAACACACCAGUGGAGUGUGGGAUCAAAUUAUCCAAGAACGACGGAGGAGAAAAAGUAGAUCCGACAUUAUUCAAGAGCUUGGUUGGAAGCCUACGAUACUUAACUUGCACGAGGCCAAACAUACUUUAUGCCACAGGGCUCGCAGCAAAGAGAAUAUUACGAUAUCUCAAAGGUACGCUCGACUAUGGCCUAUUCUAUUCAAAUACUGAUGAUUAUAAGCUUGUUGGCCAUAGUGAUAGCGAUUGGGCUGGAGAUAACGAUGAUCAAAAGAGCACAAGUGGCUUCGUGUUUUUCAUGAGAGACACUGUUUUCACCUGGAUGUCGAAGAAGCAAUCCAUAGUCAUGCUGUCAACAUGUGAAGCUGAAUAUGUGGCUGCCACAUUCAGUGUUUGA